Molecule: messenger RNA, 5449 nt
Organism: Humulus lupulus (European hop)
Lineage: Eukaryota; Viridiplantae; Streptophyta; Magnoliopsida; Rosales; Cannabaceae
Exons: 4
Coding region: 464-1615 (383 amino acids)
Source: RefSeq, a predicted model, not a curated record
UGCUCAGUAAACCGUGCUUACAACUCCAAUUAAAGAAUUCCAUAACUUUAAUUUGUUGUUGUUGACCAUUUUUAUUCAUUUAUGUGAUCUUAAUUCUCUCGUACUAAUACAAGAUCACAUCCUCAAUAAUGAAUAUGGAAUUUUUCUGAAAUUUACAAAAUUAUUCAAACAAUAAUUUAACAAUCUAAAUAUAACAAUAAUAAUAAACCGUUGUAUUUAUUUAUUCACAGAAAAACAAAUGUCUUUACAUGCUUUUAGGACACACUCCUAACAAAAGCUUGCAUUUCCCAAGGAAAACAAAAUUCCCGGAUCGUACUACGAGACGAAAAAGAGAUUGAAAAAAUUAGGGUUAGGAUACGAGUCCAUUCACGUGUGUCAGUAUGAUUGUUGCUUAUUUUACAAUGAGCAUGCAUCUAAAGAGACAUGUCCAGUAUGCGAAAGUAGUAGAUGGAUUACUUCCGAAAUGACGAAAGGAAAAAAAGUGCCACACAAGGUGAUGCGUUACUUUCCGUUGACCCCUCAGUUGAAAAUAUUAUACAGUUCAAAGAUUACAGCAAAACACAUGAUAUGGCAUCACGCCUGGAAAUCAAAAGAUGAAGGGGUGAUGCGAUACCUGAUGGACGGCUCUGUGUGGAAGGACUUUGAUGACAAGCAUCCUGAUUUUUUAAGGGAUCCCAGAAAUUUUCGUUUGGGCUUAGCUGCUGAUGGAUUUAAUCCAUUUGGCAACAUGAACCUUGCAUAUAGCAUGUGGCCUGGGGUGUUGGCAAACUAUAAUCUGCCACCUUGGUUGUGUAUGAAAGAUAAUUAUUUCAUGUUGACCCUCCUUAUUCCUGGGCCAAAAUCACCCGGUAAGGACAUGGAUGUAUUUCUGAGACCAUUGGUGGAUGAGUUGAAGGAUAUGUGGGUUAACGGAGUUGAGACAAGAGAUAGUUCGACCAACAGGAUGUUCAAGAUGCGGGCAGCCCUUUUGUGGACAGUGAACGAUUUUCUAGCUCGCAGUAGUUUGUCUGGAUGGAGUGGUCAGGGAUACAAAGCUUUUCCUACGUGUAAUGAGGACACAACUUCCAUCCGAGUGAUCGGUAAGACAUCUUAUGUUGGUCACAGAAGAUUUUUGCCAAGUACUCAUCGAAUGAGAAGAGACACCGAGUUCAAUGGAGAAGUUGAGAGAAGACGUCCUCCGAGACGGUUUACUUGUGAGGAUAUACUAGAACAACUUAAUGCUCUUGCAGCGCAAGUUCCAGGAAAACAUGUCCAGUAUGGGGGUGUGAAACGUAAAAGAGGAGUAGAUGAAGGUAAUUGGAGGAAAAAAAGUAUUUUUUACGAUGUGAAUCAUCGACUAAUUUGGGACAUUAAGGACAAUUCUGAUGAGGUUAAUGAUGUUGUACAUGAAACAAGUUCAUCAAAUUUUGUGUUGACUGUGGACCUCGGAGAGUUGAUUAUGCAAUCUGAUCAACCUGCUGCAUAUGUUGGAGCUGAUGAAGAGGGUGACGACGAAGCUGAUAUGUCAGAACAUGAGGAAGUCACAGAUGCAGAGGAUGAAUUGUUAGUUAAGCUUUGUGAAGAUGAAAAUGUGUUUCCGAUUACUGAUGGAAAUGAUAGUGAUUACUCUGUUUAGUUUUUCUAUUUGUGUAACAGAACUGUAUAUUUAAAUAUAAUAAAGUUUUUUUUUGUACUUAUUAUUAUAAUGAAUUGAAUGUGAUAUACUUCUAUUUUAAUGCUAAUUACUAACUAAUAAAUUUUAAACUGAAGUAUAAUGUCAGCUGAUAUAGCAACUUAUCAUGGCGGAGAUGGUGGGGGUCAAGACUCGCCAGAUCCUUCUAAGCCCCGCCGACGAGAAGAAAAGGUUGUGGCCUUGCUAGUAAUAAUGUUCUUGAAGAACGAAGGAAAAAAGCUGGGAAACCAUUGGAUCUAGAGCCUGAUCCUGUGACCAACAAAGUGGUUGGGCAGGAGGAUCAAGCUUUUAUUCGCAUGUUGGGCACUCUAGUUACCAUUUUGUGUUCGGGACAUUAUUUGGAUUUUGCUGAUGUACCUCAACAGUUUAAGGAUCAAGUGCUUGAUCGUAUGAGGUAUUACUAUAAUAUAUACGGUCAUCCACAACGUGAGUCAGUUCUGGCAACUGUCAACAAGGAGAUGAGUGAAAGAUAUCGUGAAAGAAAGAACAAUAGACAUAAACACUUCAAAAUUCAUUAUGCUGGACCAGAAGAUUUGGAGAAUGUCCUCUCUAAGCCACCUGACCAUUGGGCAGAAUAUUUGUGAAUUGUUUUUGAGCGAAAGAUUUUUGGCUCGUUCCGCUAAAAAUCAAGCAAACAGAAAACAAAUGAAGUAUGUAACAACACAAGGCACAAAGUCGUUGGCAGCUAAGCGUCACCAAUAUGAGAACCCAGAUGCGCAUGUUGUUGAUACUUGGAGGGAUUCUCAUAUGAUAAAAUCGACAAAAUCUUUUGUCAAUGAGGCAGCUCAACAAGAUUAUGUAAGUGAAUAGUAUUGUUUUCUUGUUUAUAAUGUUUCUAAUUUUUGUUUAUAAUGUUAUCUUUAUACAGGAAAAAAUGGCAGCAGAGGUUCAGAGGUCACAGCUUGAGAGGCAGAGUCAACAGCUGAGUGAGGCAUCUCUUAAUGUAUCUGGCGUUGAUUCGUCCCCGGUCGAUCAAUACGAGAUACUAAGUAAAGUACUCGGGGAGAGAUCUGACUACCAAAGAGGAGUGGGUUAUAGGGCGAAAGGGAAGGCAAGAAAGACAACCUCUAGCUCUACAGAUCAAAGUCAGUCCCAAGAAAAUACUGCUGCUACGCCUAAUGAAGAUAUGACUACUAUGGCUCUGAUGAUGAAGGCAAUGCGUGAGACGCUUCAGAAGGUGGUACCUGAGCAACCCAGUAAUUUGUAUGACCCAUGGUUUGACAGUUUUCUGUAGAGGUAUUUGCCACCACAAUCUGAAGGUGGUUCGUCUUCUCAGAGUAACACUGCCAAUCCUGACCUUCAUACACCGCCACAGCAGCAGUACCAGUGUAAUGCCCCGAAUUUCCUAAUAAGGGUUAGGACCUUGAUUAGGAGGCCGGGAGGGCCAUAAUUGAUUUAUUAUGAUAUUAAAUGAUUAUAUGCAUGUUUAUGUGAAUUAUAUUAUUAUAUGAUGAUAAAUGCAUGCAUAUGGGGGUAUUUAUAAUUAUAAGGGCAUUUUGGUAAUUUGGCCUGUUGAGGGCAUAUUUAUGAAUUGGGUGCAUAUUGUAAUUUGUGAAUGAGAUUUCAUUAUUAUGGAGAUAUAUUCGAGCUAUUCGGCAUGAGACGAUCUUAUAUUAUUGAUUAGCGGUUUUGUCAUAACGAGGUCAAUUAUUGGGUAAUAAGAAUGUUUAUGUGAUGAUAAAUUGGGAGUAUUUGAGGUCAGGAGGAAAUUAUGAGAGUUUUGACUAUAAUGUCACCGGGGGUGUUUUUGGGACCCCGAGCACUAGGUUUUAUUUGAGGUUACUUAAGCUUGAAGUAGCUUGUCAGAUAGAACGUACGUUAGAAAACAUUUCCUCUCUCCUUUGUUAGCUCAUUUUACCGUUCGAAGCCUUUUUUGAAGAAAUCUUGAGUUCUAGGAGUCAGAAUCAAGCGAGGGUCGAGGUAUAGCGAUCCUAGGAAAGAUUAGAAGCUUCUUAACUGAAGGAUUCGACGGAAAACAACCCAAUCGAAGGUAAUCUAAGUUUAAGGUUUUGAGUUUUUAGAGUUUCUAAGCUUAGAAUUGGCUUUUGUGAAUCGUUGAGUUUUUGGUUCGAUUGAGCCUUGGGUUUUGAUGGAUUUGGACCAUUGGGAAGCUUGGAAACUUUAAUUUGAUGAUUUGGAAGUGUUUAGGUAUGUUUUUGGAGGGUUUGGAAUGAAGAAAAACGAGUUUGGGCAUGUUCUGGGUUGGGGGCCGCGACCCUGUUCUUGGAGUGCCGCGGCCCUAGCUUGAAGAAGAAGAUGGCUGAGAUUGUGCUUGCUAGGCGCUGCGGCCCUAUGUAUAGGGCGCCGUGGCCCUUGCUUCAGGAAUGGCUGGGGAUCGCGGCACAAGGUGCCAGGGUCGCAACCCUUGGUCAGGUUUGAGCCCGUUUGAGUGUUUUGGCCCCGGGAACAUAGUUUUAGGCCUCGGGAUUGUUUCUACUACCCGAAUUGGUGGGGAUUGAUGUCCCGGAGGCUAGAUAUUGGUUUGGAAACCUAUGUUGAUCAUUUUUAUUGAUGGUGUCCCAUAUUUGGUUAUGACUAGGUGACCGCUAAGGGCUUAAAGGUUGAUCAUUCUCAAGGGUCGUUCUUAUAUUAAUUCUCGCUCGAAUCAGAGGUAAGAAAACUGCACCCUAUGUAUAUGUGACAUGCAUGGUUAUUCUUAAUGCAUGUUGGAUUAUUAAAUGUGGCACGCAUGAUUAUUGUUGAGGCAUGUCAAGUGGUUAAAUAUGAUGCAUGUGAUGCACGAGAAACAUGUGAUUAGGGCAUGCUAUGAUUAUUGAAUAUGAGAAUGUUCAGAGCUUGAGCCUCUGUGUUUAUGCAUGGUCCUAAUUAUGCUAGUAAUUUUUGAGUAAGCAUGCUGAAUGCAUUGUAUUCGAGUAUUGGAUAUAUGAUAUAUGUUUGUUGGCAUUGCUUACUUGUAUACGGUACUGAUUAGUCAGGGAUACUGACCUAAGAGUCAGAAACGGCAUAGCGUCAUGAACGCAGGGUUGAAUGAAGAUUAGAUCUAAUCGAUAUCAACGUUGAAUGGCUCUAAAGCAUUAAUGCUGGACUGACCCUAAGGUCGAUGAAUCUUAUAAGCGCUUGCCUAGUCUAAGACUAGUUACUGAGAGCCAGGGCCUAAGGCCUAGGUGACUACUUGUCACAUGGCUAGGGAAUAGAGUUCCAUGGUUAUGACUCGAUGGUCAUGAGGAAGGUUAUGUUGGUGACUAAUCAUCAUGCACCUAUCCUGCCUAAGCUAGUGAAAGGAUCACUUAUCUAUAAGCCCCGGUGACCCUAUCGUCACAAGGCUGUUGGGAACGGAACCCACCUUAGUGACUGUACCACUGUCACUCUUCUAUAUUGGGCUAAAAGCCCUGGAUGAUUAUUAUGAUCAUUGGUUGAUGUGUUAUACUCAACAUUACGUGAACUCAUUUGCAUGUUGAAUAGGGCUAUAUCUGCUAGGCGUGUGCCUUAUGAUCUGAUGACAUGUUAUAAUUGUUCAUGAGCAUAUUAAGUUUUCUUGGUGGGCUUCGGCUCACGGGUGCUAUGUGGUAUGGGGUGGUUAGAGGUUCAUCGCAGCAACCAUAUGUGAGAUAUGGUGAGUUUGGGGGCGGGUCGCAGCCACAGCCUCGAGAUCAGUUUGGAGACCUCACGCUCGGACGAUCAUCACAGCCACCUUAUAUUCCUUCACCGCCACAGCCACAGGCGUCGCCCUCACCGCCACAGCCACAGGUGUCGCCCUCACAACCACACCAAAAUGUUGAAGAUGAGGUCAAUUUCAAUAUUAAUCUUAAUGAUUUU